Drosophila obscura is the source of this 966-nucleotide messenger RNA. RefSeq lists its product as uncharacterized. Lineage: Eukaryota; Metazoa; Arthropoda; Insecta; Diptera; Drosophilidae. The record is from RefSeq and is a predicted model, not a curated record. The transcript has 3 exons. The coding region runs from base 1 to 966 and encodes 321 amino acids.
AUGCAUUUGAACAAGACAACGCUACUCUUGCUCGUCCUAACCGUCAGCGCUGGAUGUGUUCUGGCCAAGCCGGAGCCAAACCUCCUUGAGGGGCUCCUGAAGAACUCCACCAGUCAGUUCGCCCAGGAUGCUGCCAAUUUUGGAGAACAGCUCGCCCAAGCUCUCCACAAGGCUUUCGCUGAUGCACUCUCAGACUUCUCCUCGAAUGUGCAGGCUGCGCUGCAGAAUCUGCGUGGUGUUAUACGGAAUGUGUCCGACCGAGUUAAGCGCAACGCCCUGCAAGAGGCCCUAAAAACUCUCGAAAGAAUCAGUGCCUCGGCCGUAGAGCUGGAGGCCUCGAUUGCCGAAAUAACGAGCAGCUGGAAGAGCAGAGGCAAAACUGGAGCGCUUCGCGCCGAGGCCGAAGACAUCAUCAACGAGUUGCAGAAUCGCUAUACGGCCUAUCUGCACAGCUGCCUGGAGGAGUUGCAAGCUCGCCAGGGCCAGUACGAGCAGAAGGUCCACGAAACCAUCACCCAGUUCCAAAACGCCACCAAUGAUCUGCUUGGACAAAUCAACAUCUGCCUGAAUCGCACUUCCGAAAGCAUCUCAUGCCACAGGGGCAUCAAUAAGGCCAUCGACCAGCUAAGGGAUGCACCCAGAGCACUACUCAGCCUAAAGCUGCAGGGCUUGCAACUACUGGGCGUGGGUCUCGAUGCCAGUAGCUGUGUAGGCCAGACCGUGGCCGAAUAUGCUCUUGAAAAGCCCAGUGUGCAGCGCCAGCUGGAGGAGAUCAUUGAGCGCUAUCGGGAAGCUUCCUCCGAUAAGAGCUCUUCUUCCGAAGACAGCUCUUCCUCCGAUGAGAGCUCUUCCUCCGACAAGGACUCUUCUUCCGACGGGAGCUCUUCCUCCGACGAGGAUUCUUCCGAAAGGAGCUCUACCUCUGAAGAUGACACUUCCACCGAAGUGGUAACAACCACUACAUAA